This is a messenger RNA of Ictidomys tridecemlineatus (thirteen-lined ground squirrel), 6141 nucleotides long. RefSeq names its product UBX domain protein 2B (gene Ubxn2b). The record is from RefSeq and is a predicted model, not a curated record. Lineage: Eukaryota; Metazoa; Chordata; Mammalia; Rodentia; Sciuridae. Gene Ontology annotation, molecular function: ubiquitin binding. Gene Ontology annotation, biological process: Golgi organization; membrane fusion; nuclear membrane reassembly. Gene Ontology annotation, cellular component: cytosol; nucleus.
AUGGUAGGGAUUCAUCAAAAGCAGCAGCAAGAACCCUCUAGACAGGGACCUGGUCUUGGGCUUCUACCUGGGAAACUGCAAGCCAAUCCCUUCUUGCUCUCUGGCUGGCUAGCUUUAGUGGAGUUUAUCAAUUCCCUGAAUGUUACUCAACAGCUUUAUACUCAGAUACAGACUGACAGGCGAGAAAGUGCGGGCCGGACGCAAGCGCUCGGGAACUGCACCGCAAGCGCGCCCCGUGGCGUUCCGCCCCGUCCCCGGGAGUUCACGGCGCGGCUCCGCCCCUUCUCGCAGUUGCUAAGCAACUACCCCGGAAGUCACAGGAAGCGCGUCCGCGGCGGGCGCCGCGAGCCGGCGGAAAAUGGUGGUGUUCCAGAGCCGGAGGAGCAGGAAAGGAGGUCUUCUAAGCCAGGGCCCCCGAGCGCGCGGGACUUACAGUUGGCCUUGGCAGAAUUGUAUGAAGAUGAAGUGAAAUGCAAAUCUUCCAAGUCUGAUAGACCUAAACCUACCAUCUUUAAGAGCCCACGAACACCACCUCAACGGUUUUAUUCGGGUGAACAUGAUGGUUUACAUAUUGUUCGACCAUCAACUGGGAAAAUUGUGAAUGAACUUUUCAAAGAGGCACGGGAACAUGGGGCCGUCCCUCUGAAUGAAGCCACACGAUCUUCAAGUGAGGAUAAAUCCAAGUCAUUUACAGGUGGAGGAUACAGAUUGGGUAAUUCCUUUUGUAAGCGGUCUGAAUAUGUCUAUGGAGAAAAUCAGCUGCAAGAUGUUCAAAUUUUGCUUAAACUGUGGAGCAAUGGCUUCAGUUUAGAUGAUGGAGAAUUGAGACCUUACAAUGAUCCAACAAAUGCUCAAUUUUUGGAAUCUGUUAAGAGAGGAGAGAUUCCUCUGGAGCUUCAGCGACUGGUUCAUGGUGGCCAAGUGAAUUUGGAUAUGGAAGAUCAUCAGGAUCAAGAAUAUAUAAAACCUAGAUUGAGAUUCAAGGCUUUUAGCGGAGAAGGGCAAAAACUUGGAAGCCUUACACCUGAGAUAGUCAGUACACCUUCCUCCCCAGAAGAAGAGGAUAAGUCAAUACUUAAUGCAGUUGUUCUUAUUGAUGAUUCAGUGCCAACUACAAAAAUUCAAAUCAGGUUAGCAGAUGGGAGUCGUCUGGUACAAAGAUUCAAUAGUACACACAGGAUACUGGAUGUUCGGAACUUUAUUAUACAGUCCCGUCCUGAAUUUGCAACUCUUGACUUCAUUCUGGUGACUUCAUUUCCAAAUAAAGUGCUGACAGAUGAAAGCCUGACACUACAAGAAGCAGAUAUUCUUAACACUGUGAUACUCCAGCAACUAAAAUAAUAUUGCUGCUGUCUAUGCAAUAGCAUAUAGGAAUAGUUAAUGUGCCAUAUUAAUAAGAAAACUACUCCCAGCAUAAAGACAACCAAAUUUUUUUAUUAUUUCUACAAAUAAGUUUUGGUUUUAUUGUUUUUCUAUCUUCCAGCCUUUAGAUGAAUUUGGACUACGGAUAGAUCUUGAGUUUGUUGCAGGGCUAGCUUCUGUUGAUAGUUUUUAAAUUCCUAGGCAAACCUGUUUGUUACAUGCCCAGUGUUAAUGUAGCAACAUUUGUUUGCAGAGAAAAUGAGCAAAACCCCUUUUUGAUAAACUUAUUGAUGAAAUUCACACUGAAUUUUCCUGAUGCAGCAGUGACCAGCAGUCAUUAAAAAUUCUUUUGAUAAAUAAGUUGAAAUUUCUCUUUAAUAUAUACUGAAAGUAUCUGUAUUCUGAUUUUGAAAUUUUUUUAUUCUAUAAUUCUCCUAUUAAGGUUUUACACAUUCCUUUAGUUAACUGAUUUAGUAUUACAAAAUAUGAUUUUUCGUUGUAUUUUGUAAGUCAUUGGUUCUUGAGAAGAUAUAGUAAGAAGCACUUUAAAAUCAAGUAAUUAUAAUCUCUCCCAGAGCCUGACUUGAUCAUGUUCAUUUAUUCAUUCAACAGAUAUUUCUAAGGGAUCAACUAAAUACUAUUGUUAAGUGCUCAAUCCAGAAUGUAUUCUACUCCAGGAAAAAAAAAACAACUACUCUCUAAAUACAGGAAUAUAACUUUAGUCAGAUAAGACUGAAUCUAAAGAAUUAGCCCCAUAAAUAUUUGCCAUUUCUGCUGAAGCCAGGUACUUCCAAAAUGGGGAAAGUUACAUUAGGAAUGAGGAGAAAGCUUUUCUUUUUCCCAGAUGCCACUUCACCUUUGAUCAUCACUUCUGGUUAGUUUCAUAUUGCUGCCAUAACAAAUUAUAGAACUUAUAGUUUAAAGUAACAGAUGUGGUAUCUUUUAAUUCUAUAGAUAAAUGUUGAGCAUGGCCUUCCUGUGUCAGAAUGAAGGUGCUGGCAGGGCUGCAUUCCUUUGAGGGGACUCUAGAGGCAAGUCAUUUGCUUAGCCUUCCAGCCUCAAGAGUCCACCUGCAUUCCUUAGCUUGUGGCCCCUUCUGCCAUUUUAAAAACCGGCACCAUUGCAUCUCUCUUGACAAUAGCCUGUAACACUUCUCUGGUUUUAAAGACUUGUGUGAUUAGACUGGAUCAACCAGAUAAUUUGGGAUAAUCUCCCUCAUCUUAAGAACCAUAGUAAUCAUAUCUACAAAGUCGCCUUUACCAUUUAAGGUUACAUGUUCACAGGUUUGGGGAUUAAGACAUGAACAUGGAGUAGACAAGUUAGUCUUAUGCCUCUCUCAAGGAUUCACAUUCAUUCCCCAUCCAGAGGUGCUCAAAAUUUUCAGCCUAUUAAAACAUCAACUCAAGAGUCUACAAUAUUACCUGAGUGUCAGCAGCUCAAAACCCAAGUUUCAUUUAAAUUCUCUAAGUUAAGUAUAAGAGAUGAUCUGGGUAUGAUUCCUAGGCCAUAAUUCCUUUCCACCUUUGAACCUAGAAAUUAUCUGCUCUGAAUUGUAAUGGCAAAACAGCUGUAGAAUAAAGUUAAACUCCUAUUCAGAAAACAGGCAAUGGAGUGAAGAAAGGAGCCGCUGGAGCCAACAGUUUACAAAUCCAGCCAGGCACACUCCAUUAGGUUUCAUGGCCUGGGAUUAAUGUAUGACUCAUAGCUCAGUCCUCUAGGCUUGUGACUCCAUCUCAUCUUUCCUUUUCUCAAAAGUAGGACAUGUUAGCAGCUGAAUAGUUUUAUCACCUUGUUUGUUCCUUUUUUAAUGUCAUAUUCUAUACCUUUCAGAUUAAGAUGGCAGACUUUCUGAUGGUAUAAUAUUGUCAAAAACUUGUGGGCCUCCUGCAUAUGUUGUGGAGAUCCAUUAGAUAGGAGACUCCUCCACACAUCUUCCUAAAUAGUUUCAUCUCUGUUUUUAGCUUUUCCUGAAACAAUUGAGAUCUGUGAGUCACACCCUUAAUGUCUUCAGAGAGCCUUCUGUGUGAUAGAAUACUCACCUCUUGAUUUUUCUGGGGUAUCAGCAAAAUGUUAUAUAGCCACACCCUUAUAUUUCUGUAGAGCAGGCUUUCCUGACAAAGACUCGCUAAAUUUUAGUGUCUUGCCAGUGGGGUAGGCUGAGAAUUUCCUAAGUCAUCCAGGCCUAGAUUCCUUGUGUUUAUCUGUCUACUUUUACAUUGGAUUACAAUCAGCUGGAAGAAAGCAGAUCAGAUCUUCUGAUCUGCUUGGAAAUAAUUAAAUGUUUAAGUUUACAGUUCAUAUAUUAUUUCUUCUAAUAAUCUAUUCUCAGUCAAUUUAGCUAUUCACCCUAGAGAAUACCUAAAUCACUACCAAGCCCCUUAACUUCCUUCAAGCCCUCCUUUGCAUUAACUUUCAGAUUUCUAUGAAUGAUCUCUUUAAGACAAAUGAAACUCUUACUGUCGUGUCCCUCAGAAUUCUUUUAGCCGAUACCCACUGCUUAAUUCUAAAGCCAUUUCUACCUUUUUUGGUAUUUGUUACCUGCUACCAAAAAGCAUUCCACUUUCAGGUGUCUAUGCACUGCCAGUUGACUUGAAUGUGUUUCUGAGAGAUUUGAGAGUCACCUUUCCCUGAGAUCACUGGUUAUUUCAAGGAGUGAGCUAGGUAGAGGUUUUAAUCUUGGGAAUACUACUAGAACUAUUGCAGGAUCAAUGUAUUGAAUCUGUCCCUUCAGAGAAUUCUUCUCAGUGUCACAUAGAGGAAGAAGAUUCUUCCUAAGUUUCUCUGCCACAAUAGGAAGCCAUAUUCCUUUCCACUUAUUAAAAAUAACAUAAAUAAUAAGAGUCCCAAUUCAAAAAUACUAUCAGGGGGAAAAAAACUCCCUUUUAAAUAGAGCAAAAUCAUCUUCCUAAGGAAACAAGAAAUGAAUUUUUAUUUUUUCUCAGACAAGAAGUCUUACUAUGUUGGGAGGCUGGCCUCAAACUCCUGGGCUCAAGCAAUUCUCCUGCCUCAGCUUCCAGAUUAGGUGGGAUUAUAGGUGCAUGCCACCAGGCCUAACAAAAAUAAGCUUUUUAAAUAAAAGGGCAUUGCCCUGUUUUGGAUUAACAAAACAGGAAAAAAAAAUAACCAAACCUUGUAAAAUUAUUUCAGAUUUCCUUCUUAUUAUCAGUUACGUGGAGUGCCUAUAGAUGUACAUAUAAAAAUAACUGCCAUUUUUGUGUAUAAUAGUCUUCCAAAGUAGAUUUACCUUAGAAUUAAGUAGACACAACGUUUGAACAAUACUUUCACUUGUGCUGCAGUGUUUUAUUUCACUGAGAGUCAUUUUCCUUAUUUUUACUAUCAGUCAUUAUAACUUUAAAAUGUAUAAUCAUCUCAAAAAAGAUCAUCACAAUGAACAAUUAGACAAAUGUGAGACAGUUUUGCAUGAUAUAAAUAAUUUAAAAGUUUGAAAUGUGUGUAUACCAAUAAAGAAUGUUAUCACUGAAAGCUUUUAAAAAUGUUUCACAGUUUCUUUGAUUUGCAGUUCUGGUCGAGUAAUUGAAUAGAUGAUUUUAAAUGUGAUUAAUUUCCUGCGAUUUAAUUGUGCUUUGUCCGUAUUUUUGGAGAGCAGAGAAGGAUCUCCUUUGCGUGAACUUAAAGUUUCCACACUUAAUUAGCUAUACAGUACAUUUUCUGUUGUUAAAUCAUUGAAUUAAGGAGUGUUUUAUUAGGCAACAUCAAAAGAGGGGUAGGAAGUAAAGUGUAGGACCAGUGCCGUUUUUCCUCACACAGUUCUCUUUCUUGUCCUUCUAUGACUUCUCUACCUACGGUGGCACCAUAGCACUGGUGAAAAUGGCCUACAGUUCGAGAAGAUAUUUAAGACAGUGACUUUUUCUCACUCUGCUAUUCAGAAUAGAGUAUUCAAAAUAUGUGCUGCAUGUACUUUUUAUUUGAUAUCUCUGUAUUGACAUUUUGGUUUGUGAUCUGUGUACCUAUAUAGUGUAAUUUUCAGUGUACCUUUUAGAACGUAAUUAUAAGAUGUCCAUUGUGGCUUCUAUAUUUAAUAUCUUUCCCAUUUUAUUUUUCAGUUUCAUCUUUGGGGGAAAGGCUUGAUUCUUUAAAUCCUAAUAGGUUUUGUCAUUUUUAUCCUAUAAUCAGGAAUAGUAAAAACUAUAGUUCUUAGUUUUCUAUAGAAAUUCGUUAAUUAAAAAGUAGAAAUUUAAUAAGUACUGCAGAUAUUCAGAUAUCAGACUUAAAAGUAAAAUUUCAAGCAUAUUUGAGAAUAAGUGGAAGUCCUGCUGGAAGUAGCCUGGAAUUUUUAAAUGGGUAUUGGGUUUCUGAGUAAAGGUAGUAAGAUGAAAUAAUAUCUUAAAGAAAUGUUCAUUCUUUUUUCAGAAUUAUAUCAGGUUCAACAUUCCGUGGGAUAAGAUGGUCAUUUUUAUUAAUGCAAUAAAAUUAUAUGCAAAUACCAUGUUUUAUAUACGCUUUUAUACAAUACAUAAUAUUGAAACUAGGAGGGAUUUUUCACCCUUGAAAACUUAUUCUAAAUUUUCAUAGAUGUUAGUGUUCGAAAUAUUGUGUAGAUAGCAAUUCAAACUAGUUUGACUAUAUUCUUUAAUGUUAAGCAUGUGAUUCACUUUCAUAAGGAGUACAUAUUUUAGAGAUAACUGAAUUUAUCAUUUACUGAAGGGCUACCUACAAGGUUUUACAUUUCCGGCAACAUGUUGUGAUAAAUGUCAGUUGUUAUUACAGUUUGUCAUUCUGAGCUCAGCUUAAUAAAUGCAACUUCUUAAGAGAAACCUC